AUGCGUUAUUCCGGGAGGAUAGAUUGGCCACGAGUCCGCUCCUGCCACCAAGACAGUACGUGUUGCUCAAAUCGAGGAAAAGUAUCAGGUGAAAAGCAUGCAAGUCGCGUAAACACGCUUGAAGGAGACUACUGCAGAGUCUUCAAAAGGCAUAUUUCUCUUCGUUUGCAUAAAGACCGCUUUCGGAAAAUCUAUCUAUCUAUCUAUCUAUCUAUCUAUCUAUCUAUCUAUCUAUCUAUCUAUCGAUGGAAUAUAUAUUACCGAUUUAUUCUAAAUAUAGAAAGGAAUCUAUGUGUCUGUUUUUAUCUAUCUAUCUAUCUAUCUAUCUAUUAUCUAUCUAUAUCUAUCUAUCUAUCUAUCUCAUUUUGUUCAUCUAUCUAUCUAUCUAUCUAUCUAUCUAUCUAUCUAUCUAUCUAUUUCACUUUGUUCAUCAAUCUAUCUAUCUAUCUAUCUAUCUAUGGGGUCAAUUAUCUAUCAUCUAUCUAUUAUCUAUCUAUCAUCUAUUUCUAUCUAUGUUUGUGUUUUAUCUAUUCUUUCAUCUAUCUAAUAUCUAUCUAUCUAUCUAUCUAUCUAUCUAUAAAUAAAUCUAUCUAUUUCGAUCUUUUCAUUAUCUAUCUAUCAGAUGAAUGA
Acanthosepion pharaonis is the source of this 630-nucleotide messenger RNA. The record is from the annotation of a GenBank genome assembly. Lineage: Eukaryota; Metazoa; Mollusca; Cephalopoda; Sepiida; Sepiidae.